UCAUGUGACAUUCCCAUAUAUAGUUUACCUAUUCACCCCAAACCCUCAUCCUACUACCAAAAAACCAAAUUCCAAAACAAUUAAGUAGAAAAUUAUUAAAAUAAUAUGGCAAUUUCAAAGGAGAAGUUGGUCUUCGACAUAAGACUAGCAACAGUCGUGCCAGGUAAAAUUAGUGGUGAAAACAAAACGUACGAGUUAAAAGGCAUAGAUUUGGCCAUGAAAAUGCACCACCUUAAAGGGUUAUAUUUCUUCACUAAUACCAAAAUUGGUAUUGAAGAAAUAAAAAGUGAGCCUAUGUAUGAUUGGCUAGUCUCUUAUUUCAUGGCUUGUGGGCGGGUUCGGGCCUCGUCCGAUGAGACCGGCAACCGGGCCUCGAUCAAGCUUAACGACGCCGGAAUACGGAUGGUCGAGGCCCGGUCGAACAAGACGGUCGAGGGAUGGCUUGCUAUGGAGGAUUUUUUAUCGUUGCAAGAUUGCCUUGUCUAUAACCAUGAUAUUGGUCCUGAAUUGGCAUUUUCUCCUCUUGUUUGCCUUCAGGUGACAUGGUUCAAGUGUGGAGGUAUUUCAAUGGGCCUAAGUUGGGCUCAUAUACUUGGUGAUGCAUUCUCAGCUUCAGAAUUCAUGAAUAUGUGGAGUCAAUACAUGCAAGGUCAUCAUAAACAACCAAAAACUCUAGCCCAACAAAAUCCAUCAAAGCCCAUAUACCCGCCUUUGAACCCGUCCCAAAAGCCCGUUUCCUUGAAACGGAUCGACCCGGUGGGUAACCAUUGGGUCAAUCCUACAAAGUGUAAGAUAGGUACCCAUUCUUUUCAUGUUACUCCAAAACAACUUGCACAACUUCAUUUGAGGGUAUAUGGUUCCAAUAAGAAUGAAAUUGAUACAAGUAAAGGUUUUGAGGUAAUUACAUCAAUCUUAUGGAGGUCCAUUGCAAAAAUUAGGGAGGAUUUGGAUACCAAAGUUGUGACUAUUUGUAGACCAAAAAGAAUCAAGAGGAAACAAGGGGUGCCCUACAACGGACAAGUAAUAGGGACAGUCGAGGUUGGUUUUUCAGUAUCAAGUGUAGAUCCUUUGAAGCUGGUGCAAUUGAUUGUUGAAAAUGUACUUGACGAGAGCAACAUUGUUGAAGAAUUGGUGAAUAAAGAGAUGAGUACAUCUGACUACGUUGUAUAUGGGGCAAAUCUUACGUUUGUUGACAUGGAAGAAGUUGAUGUUUAUGGUUUCGAAAUACAGGGGAAUCGUCCAACGUUUGCUAGUUACACUAUUGAUGGAAUAGAGGAUAAAGGAGCAAUUCUAGUACUUCCGGGCCCAAAAGAUGGAGACAAUACCAAUGGUGGCAAACUUAUUGUGCUACUCCUACCUGAAAAUGAAAUUGUAUCCUUGAAAAAUGAGUUAAAGGAAGAAUGGUACAUUACAUAAUAUUUACUUUGUGUAUUUAGUGUGUGAAUACAACAAAAAAAACAUGUGAAAAUAUAUCAUAAACGGAAAUGGUGCAAGUAAUAUGCAACUUCUAUAAAAGGAAAAUGGUGCAAGUAAAAAAAACGAGGAUUAAGAGUUCACAUUUUAGUAUUUUACAAUUCGGAAUUUUUUAUUUUUGUUUUUCUUGUAAGAUAAUACUUCGUAUUGUUAUGUUGUACAUUGACUUGAUGAUCAGUGGCGGCACCAGUAGGGGUUCAGUGGGUUCAACUGAACCCCUACUGGAUUUUGAAAAAUGUUAUUCGUUUAUAAAAGAAAGAAACUAUUAGUAAUUAUUGCAGCAUAAUUAACUCAAAUGGGUGGUAGGAGGCAGUGGUUCUAACUGCGUUAUACGUAGUAUCUCCUAAUGGGCGCGGGAUCGAUUCCCUGCUUAACUCAAGCCUUUCUGUAUUUUUAAGUUCAUUUUUUCUAUCCCUGCCAUAACUCCUUUCCUUUUGUAUUUUAAGUUCAUUUUUACUUUAGUUUACUUUCCGUUGUCUAUUUACAAGUUUAUCUUUUCUUCAAUUUACUUAUUAGUAUUUUAAAUUUUUUCUUCUCUCUAGUUUACCUAUUAAUUAAUGGAUUAUGGUGACGGACUGACGAGUUAAGGCUUUGA
Molecule: messenger RNA, 2068 nt
Organism: Spinacia oleracea (spinach)
Lineage: Eukaryota; Viridiplantae; Streptophyta; Magnoliopsida; Caryophyllales; Amaranthaceae
Product: protein ECERIFERUM 2
Exons: 2
Coding region: 106-1416 (436 amino acids)
Molecular function (GO): acyltransferase activity, transferring groups other than amino-acyl groups
Source: RefSeq, a predicted model, not a curated record